AUGGCCGGCGGACUUCAGAAAUACAGACACUUGUCGCGCAGCAGCUCGCACCGUCAGGCUCUGCUCAGAAACCUCGUCACAUCACUUUUCAAGAACGAAACGAUAUCCACAACAUGGCCCAAGGCUCAGGAAGCCCAGCGUCUGGCCGAGAAGUUGAUCACUUUGGGCAAGAAGAACACCGAUGCCAGCAAGAGAAAGGCUCUCUCCAUCUUCUACGAACCCCACGCUCUUAUUCCCAAACUCUUCGGCCCUCUUCGUGAACGCUUCGCAGACCGUCCUGGUGGUUACACUCGUGUACUCCGUAUCGAGCCCAUCAAAGAAGACCAAGCACCCUCUGCCAUCCUCGAACUCGUCGACGGCCCCAAGGACAUGCGAUUCGCCAUGACUGCCCGCACCGUCUCCCGCCUACGCCGCGAGGGCAAGCCUAUCAAUGACAUGACCGCCGGUAACAUUGCAAAGGUCACCCGCUUCCGUCCCGAUGGCGAGAAGGACCUGGAAGACAUGGUCGCCAAGUUUGACAAGCUCGAGGCCCAAGGUGAACACGGCUUCGACAAGGUUUACAAGCAGAGAGUAUACCACACUCCCAAGGCCUCGAGAUAG
Aureobasidium melanogenum CBS 110374 is the source of this 600-nucleotide messenger RNA. RefSeq names its product ribosomal protein L17. The record is from RefSeq and is a predicted model, not a curated record. The transcript has 2 exons. Gene Ontology annotation, molecular function: structural constituent of ribosome. Gene Ontology annotation, biological process: translation. The coding region runs from base 1 to 600 and encodes 199 amino acids. Lineage: Eukaryota; Fungi; Ascomycota; Dothideomycetes; Dothideales; Saccotheciaceae. Gene Ontology annotation, cellular component: mitochondrial large ribosomal subunit; ribosome.